UUCCAGCCUAGUUGUGCCUUUCCUGUCUGCCAUGGCACUGAGGAACGCUGUAGGUUAGUGCUGAGUUAUGUCCUGGAGGGUUUGAAAUCUGUUGACAGCAGCAUUAAAAAAGAAGGUGACCUUCCUGCAGCUGACCCUAGCACCCCAAUCCCUUUGAAAUACGAAGAUGAGUCCAGCAGUGGUGGUCCUGAAUGUCUGGAAAAACAGAUGGCCUUAUUUUUAGACAAAAUGGGCUCGUUUCCGAAAGGUCAGCACUGCAGUCUCUCAGGGAUGAUUCCAGGGUCCUGGCAGUAUAAAAUGAAGCUUCAGCUCAUUCUGAAGUCGUGCAAGGCGUAUUACGUCCUCUCUGAUGCUGCCAUGAGCCUGCAGAAAUACGGGAGAGCUCUGCGAUACAUCAAGCUGGCGUUGCAGUGCCAUGAUACCUACUGCUGCCUCUGUGCCAGCAUGCUCCCUGAAGCACUGGUGUUUCUUUGUCAGUGCUUAACCCUCUGUGGAGAUACCCAGUUAAUGCUUGCCCAAAAUGCAAACAACAGAGCAGCAUAUCUGGAAGAAUUUAACUACCAGACGAAAGAAGAUCAGGAAAUAUUGCACAGUCUCCACAGAGAGUCCAGCUGCCAAGUGUUUGCAUGGGCUACAGACUUGUCUACAGACUUGGAGUGCCAACUUUCAGUCAGCUGUAAAUGUUAUGAGGCAGCCUAUGAAAUCUUACUGUUCAGUAAUUUGAAAAAUCAAAAUCCAGAGCAGCACGUGCAGGUAUUAAAGAGGAUGGGCAAUAUCAGGAAUGAAAUUGGAGUGUUCUACAUGAACCAGGCUGCUGCAGUGCAGACAGAGAGAAUGGUGAGUAAAAACGUAUCGACAGCCGAACAGCAGCUCUGGAAGAAGAGUUUCUCUUGUUUUGAAAAAGGAAUUCAGAAUUUUGAGUCAAUUGACGAUGCAACCAAUGCAGCUCUCCUGCUGUGCAACACAGGAAGACUCAUGCGGAUUUGUGCUCAAGCCCACUGUGCAGCUGAAGGCAACUUCAAAAGAGAGUUCUCCCCAGAAGAGGCCCUUUAUUACAAUAAGGCCAUUGACUACUAUCUGAAGGCAUUAAGAUCUCUAGCUAAGAGGGAGAGGCAUCCAGCUGUUUGGGAUUCUGUAAACUGGGAGCUCUCUACGACGUAUUUCACGAUGGCAACUCUUCAGCAGGAUUAUGCUCCGUUAUCUAGAAAGGCUCAGGAAAAGAUAGAAAAGGAAGUUAGUGAAGCCAUGAUGAAGUCCUUGAAGUACUGUGAUGUUGACACAGUGUCUCCCAGGCAGCCUCUCUGCCAGUACCGGGCUGCAACCAUCCACCACAGGCUGGCCUCCAUGUAUCACAGCUGCCUGAGGAACCAGGUUGGUGAUGAACAUUUGAGGAAGCAACACCGUGUCCUUGCUGAUCUUCAUUACAGCAAAGCAGUAAGACUCUUCCAGCUCUUGAAGGAUGCACCCUGCGAGUUCCUUCGUGUGCAGCUGGAACGAGUGGCCUUUGCAGAGUUCCAGAUGGCGAGUCAGAACAGCAAUGCUGGGAAAUUAAAGACUUUAUUUGGAGCUCUAGAUAUAGUGGUGAAAACCAAGUGUGCAUUUCAGCUCAUCAGAAAAGAGCUUGCAGCAGAGUGUGAACAGCUAAGGAAGGAUGAAGGUAAUGCUGAGAAUGCGACAUCUAAUGAUUCUUCCCCUGGCCUUAACAAGGAAGAGGUGUUGAAACUGCUCGGUAUCUUUGAGUCCAGGAUGUCAUUCCUUCUGCUACAGUCUGUUAAAUUGUUAACUUCGACAAAAAAGAAAAUGGGGUAGGUUGAAUCUUGAUAG
Molecule: messenger RNA, 1824 nt
Organism: Tinamus guttatus (white-throated tinamou)
Lineage: Eukaryota; Metazoa; Chordata; Aves; Tinamiformes; Tinamidae
Source: RefSeq, a predicted model, not a curated record